Messenger RNA from Perognathus longimembris pacificus (Pacific pocket mouse), 742 nucleotides. RefSeq names its product translation initiation factor IF-2-like. NCBI's taxonomy places the organism in Eukaryota, Metazoa, Chordata, Mammalia, Rodentia, Heteromyidae. The record is from RefSeq and is a predicted model, not a curated record. Bases 89 to 742 code for a protein of 217 amino acids. The transcript has 2 exons.
UCCUCGUUGGGAAGCCGCUUGGCCUUCCGUGGGCCCCUCUAACCAGGUGGGACGUCGGGGUCGCCCGCAGGGGCUCCGGAAGUGCGAGAUGUCCGGGCGGUUUCGAGAGCCGCGAGGGCCAGACGAGGGCCGGCCUCCUCGGGCUGGGGGAUCCGUGGAGGUGCGGGCCUGGGCCCAGCGGGUGCCUCCCAGUCCCCUCUGUCACCGGACCCCUGUUCUAUGCCCAGGCCCGCCCUCCAGCGAGCCACGGUCGCCUCCUCUAGGAAUCCCCGGGUUGCUCGCCCAGCCCCUCUCGCCCACUCCAAGACCCGGUGCGGAUUUUGGUGGCGGUUCGUGGCCACCCCUCCUGGUGGUGCGGGGGGGCCUCGGGGAUCUUCGUCGCCUGCCGGGCUUGUUGGCAUCCGGCAGCGGAUGGAUCGGGGCGCAACGUAGCCCGCCAUCGGCAGAGGGCGCCGGCUCCCCGCGGGCGGUGCCGAGCCACCGCCGCCCGCUCGGCUCGCCGCGAAGUUCUGGGGGAACUGAGGCACGGGGAAGCAGGGAUCUCAGGAUCGGCGAUCCGCGCAGGGCCCUCAGGGGCCCACGCCGCUUUUCUCCCGGAUCCUCACAAGUGGAAUACGGCGGCAUACGGCCUUUCCAAGGUCCCCUUAGCGGCGGGGAAAAGUCGGUCCCGCGGUCCCAGCCCCUCCCCUCCCCAGCUGGCGCAAGCCGUCAGGGCUGCAAGCGGAGGCCGCUCAGUUGGUGA